This is a messenger RNA of Phascolarctos cinereus (koala), 1674 nucleotides long. The record is from RefSeq and is a predicted model, not a curated record. Lineage: Eukaryota; Metazoa; Chordata; Mammalia; Diprotodontia; Phascolarctidae.
GCCUACAAGUCUGCUUGAGACUAGGCAGCCAUUCACAUCCCUUGAGACCUUGAAGAUGUCAUCAGUAUCAACUGAGGGUACAGCUGUUGACCCUAUAUUUACUCAGCCUUCUUCUGGCUCUACAGAUUCUAUGGCCACCUCUUCAGGUCUGGAACCUGGGGUCACAUCUACCUUCAGGCUCUCUGGCCUCACUACACCCCCUACAUCCACAAUGACCAUGCCCUCAAGUCUGGCUGAGAGCAGGCAGCCAUUCACAUCCCUUGAGACCUUGAAGAUGUCAUCAGUAUCAACUGAGGGUACAGAUGUUGACACUAUAGUUACUCAGACUUCUUCUGGAUCAGUAGAUACUAUGGCUACCUCUUCAGCUCUGGAACCUGGAGUCACAUCUACCUUGGGGCUCUCUAUACCACCUACGUCCACAAUGACCAUGCCUACAAGUCUGGAUGAGACCAGGCAGCCAUUCACAUCCUUUGAGACCUUGAAGAUGUCAUCAGUAUCAACUGAGGGUACAGCUGUUGACCCUAUAUUUACUCAGCCUUCUUCUGGCUCUACAGAUUCUAUGGCCACCUCUUCAGGUCUGGAACCUGGGGUCACAUCUACCUUCAGGCUCUCUGGCCUCACUACACCCCCUACAUCCACAAUGACCAUGCCCUCAAGUCUGGCUGAGACCAGGCAGCCAUUCACAUCCCUUGAGACCUUGAAGAUGUCAUCAGUAUCAACUGAGGGUACAGAUGUUGACACUAUAGUUACUCAGACUUCUUCUGGAUCAGUAGAUACUAUGGCUACCUCUUCAGCUCUGGAACCUGGAGUCACAUCUACCUUGGGGCUCUCUAUACCACCUACGUCCACAAUGACCAUGCCUACAAGUCUGGAUGAGACCAGGCAGCCAUUCACAUCCUUUGAGACCUUGAAGAUGUCAUCAGUACCAUCUACCCACACAGCUGGUGAUACUGGAGUUCCUUCUACUGUAUCUGAGACUCUUUAUUCCUCCAUCACCAAGAAAUUCCCACCUUCAGUGAUGAUUUCUGACAUCACACCAACAGGCUCAUUUACUAAUGUUUCAACGCUACCUGUAAGCACACCUAGCACAAUACUCAUUUCCACUCUUUCCCUAUCCACAGUGACUAGGUUCUCACCGUCUGUUACCAUACAUGCCACAGUAACACAAAAUAUUGUUGGGACCACAGCCAGAGCUCCUGUGAUGACAGCCUCCUGGUCAGCAAACCUGUCAUCCUCUUGGGUGGUACCUACUACCAUGUCUUAUUCAGCACCUACUGGUUCCUUACCUCUUGAUACCACUGCUACAAUCUUUGCUGAUGCAGUUACAUCACCCUCUGUACCCAUGUUCAAGACACCUUCCAGACUGACCUCAAAUCCCUAUUUUUCCUCCUCCUUAUCCACUUCGGCCUCAUCUGAGACCAUGCUGCUGGGUUCCACGUUAUCCUUUCUGUCCACAGGAAUGACAAGUUCAUCUGCUGCUGCCCAGUGCACAGUUUCCUUCUACAAUAUCAAAAUGAGGUUCUCAGCUUCUGAUAAUGAGUCAACGGAUUCCUUCAGCGAUACAUUUGUCCAAAACUGGGUAAAAGAUGCUUUUUGAGCCAUGUUUUUCACGACAGUGAGUUUGCUCUUACAAAUUUGACGGUAAAAAUGAAAGGCAGAAAUUACUUUCAAGAA